Messenger RNA from Osmerus eperlanus (European smelt), 2792 nucleotides. RefSeq names its product gastric inhibitory polypeptide receptor (gene gipr). Gene Ontology annotation, biological process: cell surface receptor signaling pathway; adenylate cyclase-modulating G protein-coupled receptor signaling pathway. Gene Ontology annotation, cellular component: plasma membrane. Gene Ontology annotation, molecular function: G protein-coupled peptide receptor activity; peptide hormone binding; gastric inhibitory peptide receptor activity. Lineage: Eukaryota; Metazoa; Chordata; Actinopteri; Osmeriformes; Osmeridae. Bases 81 to 1613 code for a protein of 510 amino acids. The record is from RefSeq and is a predicted model, not a curated record. The transcript has 13 exons.
GUGCCGGGCCUCAGGGUGGAGGGGGUAUGAGUCAUGGCUCGGAUCUGUCUGCCCCCCCGACCCUCGCACCCCCCUGAGUAAUGAAGACCCUCGCCUCCUUCCUACUCCUCACCCUGUCUGUGCUCAGCGGAACAGAGCGUGUGUCUCAGAAGUCUUGGAAGGACACAGUGGAGGAAUGGAACAAAUACAGGAACGAGUGUCUGCUACACCAGAGCACAGAGCCCACGCCUUCAGGCGUCUUCUGUGGUCGUAUGUUUGACAUGUACGCCUGCUGGGGAGAUGGAGAGCCCAACUCCACCGCCAGAGUGCCCUGUCCCUGGUACCUGCCCUGGUAUGACACAGUCCACCAUGGCUACGUGUUGCGGGAGUGUGGACCGAACGGCCAGUGGGCGACCAACAUGACGAGCCCAACAUGGAGAGACCACUCCCAGUGCGAGUACGACAGCAAGCAGCAGGGGGAGAAGGAGUACCAGAUGGCGGUCCUGGCCUACUUCAGAAUCAUGUACACAGUGGGCUACACUCUGUCUCUGGCCAGCCUCUCUUUGGCCCUCAUCAUCCUGAAUGCCUUCAGGAAGCUGCGAUGCACCAGGAACUACAUCCACAGCAACCUGUUUGCCUCAUUCAUCCUGCGAGCCGUGUCCAUCCUGACCCGGGACGCACUGCUGACCAGAGACACACCAGAGUUCAAGAACAACAGGGACGUGUCAGAGGUGCUGAGUGACCAGGCGGUGUCGGGCUGCCGGGUGGCCCAGGUGCUGAUGCAGUACUGUGUGGGGGCCAACUACUACUGGCUGCUGGUGGAGGGACUGUACCUGCACAACCUGCUGGUGCUCAGGGUGUUCUCUGAGAACAGCUACUUCUGUGGGUACCUGCUCAUCGGCUGGGGGACCCCUGUGUUAUUCGUGGUCCCAUGGAUAAUCGUUCGCUACUUGUAUGAAAACACCAGGUGCUGGGAGAUCAAUGAGAACAUGGCCUACUGGUGGAUCAUACGCACACCCAUCCUACUGGCCAUUCUGGUCAACUUUUUCAUUUUUAUCCGGAUCAUCCAGAUCCUGGUGUCUAAACUCAAGGCUCACCAGAUGAGAUACACAGAUUACAAGUUCAGGUUGGCCAAGUCCACCCUGACACUGAUCCCUCUGUUGGGGAUCCAUGAGGUGGUGUUUGCUGUGAUGUCAGAGGAACAGACGGAGGGAGUCCUCCGAAAUGUCAACCUCUUCUUCGAACUGUUCUUCAACUCCUUCCAGGGUCUCCUGGUAGCCAUCCUCUACUGUUUUGUCAACAAAGAGGUUCAGUCGGAGAUAAAGAAGAAGUGGCAGAGGUGGAAGCUGGGCAUGACCGUGCUGGACGACCAGCGAAACACUGGCAGCCAAACCCCACAGGUGGGUGCCAACGCACCUCUGUGCCAACACGACCCCCCCUGCCAGCCUGACUGCCAGGCGUCGGAGGGCCCUGACCCCCACCCUCCUCCCCUCUACCACCACCACCCCGGAGCCAGGAAGGGGAAGGCCUACUGCUACAUAUCUGCCCGCAAGCAAGUGCUCAACGGGCUGGAUGGACCACCACAGGGCAACACAGGAGAGGGAGCGGUCAAGUACUCAGAGAGCUACUGUUGAUACCGAGACAUGUGGACUGGAGAGGGGAAACUAAGGGCAAAUGGAUAGCUAGCUGUAGCUUUUCCAGUGGGUGGAAUAAAACUUAUAUCCAGAGGACUACUGAGGAGAGGAUCAUGAAGGAUCAAGACCUACUGAGGAUGAAGGAUCAUAGUUGCCCUGUUAGCAGUUAGCAUCACCUGGAAUAGGAGAAUCAACUGCCUCUUAUACUGAGGUAUUGGAACUGCAAAAGGGGAACUGUACCUUCUUCAUGUCUCCACAUACAAAAGGCCUCUGGAUGGACUUGUGUAUAGAUUUAUGGGAUGUCAUCAUGAGAUCUUGGUGCUGGUCAGCAAUGUUGUAAAGGGUUCUGUAGAGCCGUGGUUCUCAAAUUGUGGGGUGCGACCCUCAGAAGGGGGUGUCCAGUGGAGGCAUGAGGGGGGAUGGAGAAGGACAGUGUAUUGUGGAGUGUUUUGAGGCUGUAAAUAGAAAGAAAGAGGAUACAAUUAUAAUUGGGGGGGAUGUUUUUGAGGGGUGCAGGGCUGCCAACUUUUCAAAAAAACUUGGAGUGAGAAUUGGUUGGGCCAACCAAAACUUUGCAUUUCACGCGUUUGCACCCCCCACCCCCCCACCCCACCCUACCGAGACAAGCUUUCACGGAUGUUUGCGCGUCUAUGUUGCUUCACUCUGUGUGCCUGUGCCUCGUCCAUUACUGUUUACAACGUCAGCAGGAUUACUUGGUUGGCGUUGCCUUCUCAGCGUGAGAAAUAAAAGGUGUGGCAUGAGAGCGUGUGAACUGGUUGAAAUGCAUGUGUCUCACGGCCAAUGCGUGACAGUUGGAAGCCCUGGGGGUGGUAGAUGGACUGAAUGAAACGGUUUGAGAACCACUGCUGCGAGUGGCUGCUGUUUGAGCCUGGAUUUGAACCUGGGUCUGGGCCUGAGCCCGUGUCUGGGUCCAAGUCUCAUUCUGGUUCUGGGCCGUUGUCUGGUUCUGAGUUUGUCUGGAUGACUGAAGACGCUAACUGGUCACCAUGGCACCUGACAUCCUCCAUCUACUCUGGCACACACUUUUUUAUGUUGAUUUUUUUUCUACCUCUGUUUUGACUUUUGGAAAAAAUUAAAAAAUGUUUUCUGUAAUGUGCCAACUGUAGUGACGAUUGUGUGCAAUGAACAACAAAUGAAUAAAUAUCAUAAUUAUGUGUU